Molecule: messenger RNA, 3201 nt
Organism: Serendipita indica DSM 11827
Lineage: Eukaryota; Fungi; Basidiomycota; Agaricomycetes; Sebacinales; Serendipitaceae
Source: the annotation of a GenBank genome assembly
AUGUCCAUCACCAAAGUACACGCUCGUCAGAUCUUUGACUCGCGAGGCAAUCCGACCGUCGAAGUCGACUUGUACACCGCAAAAGGUCGUUUCCGAGCAGCCGUCCCGUCUGGUGCAUCCACUGGCGUUCACGAGGCCGUCGAACUCCGUGACGGUGACAAGAAGUCGUAUGUUGGAAAAGGUGUGCUCAACGCCGUCAAAAACGUCAAUGAGACCAUUGCACCCGCCCUCAUCGACUCUGGUCUCUCGGUCACUCAACAAAAGGACAUUGACGCCCUCCUCAUCAAACUCGACGGAACGCCCAACAAGGGUAAACUCGGAGCCAACGCCAUCCUAGGUGUCUCCAUCGCCGUCGCCGAAGCUGGUGCCGCCGAAUCUGGCUUGCCUCUCUAUGCCUAUUUGGCCAAACUCGCUGGACACCCAGAAGGUGGCAAGAUGACGAUGCCGUGCCCUGCGUUCAAUGUCAUCAACGGUGGCUCGCACGCUGUUUAUGCUCCUCCCCACGGGAGCGACCAGCUUCACCGAGGCGAUGAAGAUUGGUACCGAGACGUAUCAUACGCUCAAAAGGUCAUUCAGGCCAAGUAUGGGCUUGAUGCGACCAACGUCGGUGACGAGGUGGAUUCGCACCCAAUGUCGCUGGUGCCGAGAGAGUCUCGAGUUGUUGAGCGAGGCGAUCAAAAGGCUGGAUACGAGGGCAAGAUCAAGAUUGGACUCGACGUUGCGUCUUCCGAGUUUUACAAGGACGGCAAGUACGACUUGGAUUUCAAGAAUGCCAACUCGGAUCCGACAAAGUGGAUCACCGGCAAAGAGUUGGGCGACUUUUACAACAAGAUGAUUGAGAAGUACCCGAUUGUGUCGAUUGAGGAUCCGUUUGAUCAGGAUGAUUGGGAGGCCUGGAGCUCGUUUACCAAUGGCACCAAAGUCCAGGUUGUCGGUGAUGAUUUGACAGUCACCAACCCCGAACGUAUCCAGACGGCGAUUGGCAAAAAGGCGUGCAAUGGCUUGCUGCUCAAGAUUAACCAGAUUGGUACGAUUAGCGAGAGUAUCCAAGCCGCCCAGCUUGCUCAGUCGGACGGAUGGGGUGUCAUGGUCUCCCACCGCUCGGGUGAGACUGAGAACACGGUCAUUGCCGAUCUCGUCGUCGCUCUCGGGGUUGGCCAGAUCAAGACGGGUGCACCUGCGCGAAGCGAGCGUGUAGCCAAGUACAAUGCUCUCCUCCGCAUCGAAGAGGAACUCGGAGAGAAUGCCGUCUAUGCGGGUGAACAAGGUCUUGCCGCGGGCACCACGGCGCCUGCCUUGUUGAAGAACAACGAACCAAUCCCUUGUGGGUCGCCAAAACAAUAUAUUUCAUCCUGGGGGACAAAGUCGAAAGAAUCUCUUUGCAAUCCAUUUGUCUCGAAACAGGAGAUUUCGGAUGGUGUAGGAUCAUCGAAAAUCUCGUUCCUAUCUGCGGACUCGUCUCCCGCCGCGGUCGGUCUUUCGCCUCGUGUGGAGAAUGGCUUGCCUGCUCCAUCCUCCGAGGGAGUCGACGAAUAUGCCAAUACCAUCUCUAAUGAGCCAUUCAAGGCUUCCAUGGUCCUUCAGCAUGAAGUUGAGCACCCCUUUGUCUCUGAUGAGCCGCCAACCUCAAGCGCCAUUCGAGUUCUAAACGAUACGAGCUCUCAUAAAGAGAACUGGGCCAAGGAAGCAACGAAUACGCGCCCGAUUCGUCUACGUGACAUGAUCGCCAAGCUCAUUCGUCCUGUGGCGACGUUCAAGAGACUGAUAAAGAAUCCGAUGCGGCAGACGCAACUUUCUUCCUUGCUGCCUGAUCCUGAUCCCCGUUUGUCUCCGCCUAGACGUAUAACCAAUCCCAACCUCACAACGGCGGGCCACCCAUCACGAACAAGCCACUCCGCGUCCUCUCGGGAUACUAUCCGACCGCAGAAUUUGACGAGUACAUCUGGAAAUGCAAAUGUCGUUUUUUCUGAUUACCAUCGCACAUCCACACCUCGUCCCUCAGACACUUCCGCAGCCGUCAUAGCUGUGGGAGAGAUCAACCACAUCUUGAAUCAUUCCAUUCAUCCUUCAUCUGCUCAUUCUCUUGUCGGCCAGACAAGCUCGUGCCGCUCGCAUUCAUUAUCCGCCAAGCAUACCACAGUCAACUCGGAUCCCGGUUGUUCAUACUCAGUGAGCGGUACAGAAAGGAAUCUCACCGGUCAUGUGCACCUGUAUCUGUCGCAUAAAGUCUACGAUGGUCCAUAUUCGACUGUUUAUCCUGGCCUUUACAAUAACGGAAUUCGCGAAGAGCGCGUCGCUAUCAAAGUAGUCAAGUCAAUCGGUCCCAUACACUCGAUACGGCGGAGGCGCCGUCGAGAAGUCAUUACUGGGACGAUUCUUUGUCACCCUAAUAUCCUCCCCGUUUAUGGUAUUGCCGAAGGCAAAGAGUUUGGUGCCUUUGGUGGAAUCGUUACUCCAUGGUGUCCGAAUGGUAGCGCUGUGCAUUAUCUACACACCCACGACAUUUUGCCGGCUGAGAGAUACCGCCUGUGGGAGGGAGUUGUGGAUGGGCUUGCGUAUCUGCAUGCGCACGUACCGCAGAUCGUCCACGGAGAUAUGAAACCUGUAGGCCAACUUCCGACUACAAUUAAUCAACUCAUUAAUGAUAUGCAGCCUAAUGUUCUCAUCGCUGACGAUGGACGACCUAUGAUCUGCGACCUCGGACUUGCACGAGUCGAGGAAUAUCGGCGACCGUCUUCGUCCAAUGGCGUCCUUAGUAAUAGAUGCUGGGAAUGGAUGGUUGGGAUCAAUACUACGAGCGCACAUACGGGUACGCCGCGUUAUCUCGCACCAGAACAGGUCGACCCGGACAAUCCGUCGAGACCAACCAUGGCUACGGAUGUAUAUGCAGUAGGGUGCAUUGGGUACGAGUUUAUCUACUCGGCGGUACCCUAUUCGCACCGUAAACACAAUCUGCAAGGGCAAAUCUUUCACGACAUUCGCAACGGUGUUCCACCCGCACGUCGACCUGACAUUGCAACUCCGUCCUCUACCAAUCCCACCACGGCGUCGUCCGAGGUCCGUGGGAUCACGAUCCUCUGGGAUGUUCUGGAGUUGUGCUGGAGUCGCGAUCCCUAUCGUCGGCCGAGUGCAUCGGACUUGUGCGAGUGGUUGGCGCAGAACGGGAACGUGAUUGUCGAUGCACUCGAGCGCCGAGUAUAA